Eruca vesicaria subsp. sativa (arugula) is the source of this 1890-nucleotide messenger RNA. Lineage: Eukaryota; Viridiplantae; Streptophyta; Magnoliopsida; Brassicales; Brassicaceae. The record is from the annotation of a GenBank genome assembly.
AUGACUGCUGUUCAAAUUCUCUGCCUCCUCCUCUGUUUCUCCUUCACCCCUUCUCUGCAACACGUCAGUGAGUCUGAACCGCUCAUGCGGUUCAAAAGCUCGGUGAAUAUAACCAAAGGGGACCUCAAUUCAUGGAGAACAGGAACCGAUCCUUGCAAUGGAAAAUGGUUUGGGAUCUACUGCCAAAAAGGUCAAACAGUCUCCGGUAUUCACGUCACUAAGUUGGGUCUGUCUGGGAUCAUACAUAUAGAGGAUCUAAAAGAUCUCCCAAACCUAAGAACAAUCAGGCUUGACAAUAACUUUCUUUCAGGCCCACUCCCUCCUUUCUUCAAGCUUCAUGGCCUGAAAUCCCUCUUGCUAUCAAACAACAGCUUCUCUGAAGAGAUUGCUGAUGAUUUCUUCAAGGAUAUGCCACAGCUCAAGCGGGUGUUUUUAGAUAACAACCGUUUCACUGGGAAAAUUCCCGCAUCCGUGAUGCAACUCGCAGGCCUUGAGGAGCUUCACUUGCAAGGUAACCAAUUCUCAGGUGAGAUACCUUCGCUUACUGAUGGCAACAUGAUUUUGAAAUCUCUCGACCUCUCAAACAAUAAACUGGAGGGAGAGAUACCAAAGAACAUCGCAGAAAGAAAGAAUCUACAGAUGAACUUCCAAGGGAACAAAAAUCUUUGUGGACAGCCGCUGAAUAUUAAAUGUGAUGAUAAACCAUCAUCGUCAGGGAAAGACCCAAACGAGGUCACGGGGAAAGCCGUCUUUAUGGUCAUACUUUUUCUUUUGAUAUUCUUGAUCUUGGUGGCAAUUAUAACAAGAUGGAAGAAGAAGAGGCAGUCUGAGUUCCGGAUGCUCGGCAAGGACCAUCUAAAUGACCGUGAAACCGUGGAAGUCCAUUUGCCGGAGUCGAUAAAGAAGCCUGUUGACUCAAGAAAGAAGCAGAGUAACGCUGAAGGUUCGUCUAAAAAAGGUUCAACUCAUCAUGGGAAAGGUGGUCCUGGAGGAGGCGGCAUGGGAGACAUUAUAAUGGUGAACAGCGAGAAAGGCUCCUUCGGUUUACCUGAUCUCAUGAAGGCUUCAGCCGAGGUGCUAGGAAAUGGUAGUCUUGGAUCGGCCUAUAAGGCCGUAAUGGCUAACGGGUUAUCUGUGGUUGUAAAGAGGAUUAGGGAUAUGAACAAGCUCGCACGUGACACAUUUGAUGUCGAGCUACAACGGUUUGGGAAUCUACGACAUCCUAACGUACUUACCCCUUUAGCUUAUCAUUAUCGUCGCGAAGAAAAGCUUGUCGUCUCGGAGUACAUGCCUAAAAGCAGUCUACUCUACGUUUUGCACGGAGAUCGAGGGAUUUACCAUUCCGAGCUAACUUGGCCAACACGGUUGAAGAUCAUACAAGGGGUCGCACGUGGGAUGCUGUUCUUGCACGAAGAGUUUGCGUCCUACGACCUUCCACAUGGAAAUCUUAAAUCCAGUAACGUUCUAUUAAGUGAAACCUAUGAGCCACUGAUAAGUGACUACGCAUUCCUCCCAUUUCUUCAGCCUAAAAACGCCUCGCAGGCUUUAUUCGCUUUUAAAUCGCCGGAGUUCGCACAAAAGCAGCAGGUGUCACCGAAAUCAGACGUCUAUUGCUUUGGAAUUAUCGUUCUAGAAGUCAUGACGGGAAAAUUCCCUUCGCAGUACCUAAACAAUGGUAAAGGUGGGACGGAUAUCGUUGAAUGGGUGCAAUCUUCAGUUGCGCAGCACAAAGAAGAAGAACUUAUUGAUCCAGAGAUAGCAAGUAAUACUGAUUCGUUUCAACAAAUGGUGGAACUGCUGCGGAUAGGGGCUGCUUGUAUUGCAAAUAAUCCAGAUGACAGAGAAAACAUGAAGGAAACUGCUACAAGGAUAGAACGAAUAACGAUUUGA